Messenger RNA from Austrofundulus limnaeus, 5694 nucleotides. Its product is annotated as potassium voltage-gated channel subfamily A member 2. The transcript has 2 exons. Gene Ontology annotation, molecular function: delayed rectifier potassium channel activity; protein binding. The record is from RefSeq and is a predicted model, not a curated record. NCBI's taxonomy places the organism in Eukaryota, Metazoa, Chordata, Actinopteri, Cyprinodontiformes, Rivulidae. The coding region runs from base 347 to 1843 and encodes 498 amino acids. Gene Ontology annotation, biological process: action potential; protein homooligomerization; potassium ion transmembrane transport. Gene Ontology annotation, cellular component: membrane; dendrite; voltage-gated potassium channel complex.
ACACACCCGCACAGACUGUACGCGGUGUUCACGGCAAAGGAUGCUGCAGACAACAUGAUAAGGUGAAUACCAUCGACYGUCUCCAAUUGGAAAUCCAUUGCACCCCCCCUCCUUUCCCCUCCCCACUUGAGGACCUGCUUGUCACAGCUGGUUCCUGACUCCAGCGGGAGCAUCAGCUCUCAGGCAGAAAUGAGACAGAAACCUGCAGUCAGGUCCUAGGUGACAUCCUGUGGCCGUCAAGUCGACACAGCGCUGGCCGCCCCUCCCUCUCCCGGCUCCCACCUGCAGUUCUCCAGGCUGCAGGACCCAGACUCAUUGAAAAGUGCAGGCCUCCUCCCCCUGCAGUAUGACUGUUGCCACAGGCGACCCCUCCGACGAGGCGGCCGCCCACCCGGGACACCCGCAGGACUACGACCCAGAGGCCGACCACGAGUGCUGCGAGCGGGUGGUCAUUAACAUCUCAGGGCUGCGCUUUGAGACGCAACUCAAAACCCUCUCGCAGUUUCCAGAAACUCUACUGGGGGACCCCAAAAAGAGGAUGCGCUACUUCGAUCCCUUGAGGAACGAGUACUUUUUCGACAGGAACAGACCCAGCUUYGAUGCCAUAUUGUACUAYUAUCAAUCAGGAGGUCGGUUGAGAAGGCCGGUCAACGUCACCCUCGAUAUMUUCUCAGAGGAAAUUCGCUUCUAUGAGCUGGGCGAGGAGGCCAUCGAGAUGUUCAGGGAAGACGAAGGUUUCAUCAAGGAGGAGGAGCGGCCUCUUCCCGACAAUGAGUUUCAGAGACAGGUGUGGCUGCUCUUUGAGUACCCAGAGAGCUCAGGUCCUGCUAGGAUUAUCGCCAUAAUCUCAGUCAUGGUCAUCCUGAUAUCUAUUGUCAGCUUUUGCUUGGAGACACUUCCCAUUUUCCGCAACGAUGAGGAUGAAAUGCACAAGUCUCACGCGGAAGUGUUUUCACCCGAGACCAACACCACAGUAACCAGGUACACGUCCACCUACUUCACCGACCCCUUCUUUGUCCUGGAGACUCUCUGCAUCAUAUGGUUCUCCUUUGAGUUUUUAGUGCGCUUCUUCGCCUGCCCGAGCAAGGCGGGCUUUUUUGGGAAUAUUAUGAACAUUAUCGACAUCGUCGCCAUCAUCCCUUACUUCAUCACUCUCGGCACGGAGCUGGCCGACAGGGCGGAGGAUGGUCAAGCGGGUCAGCAGGCCAUGUCUUUAGCCAUUCUCAGGGUCAUACGAUUGGUGCGAGUUUUCAGGAUUUUCAAGCUGUCUCGCCACUCCAAGGGGCUUCAGAUUUUAGGUCAGACCCUGAAAGCCAGCAUGAGAGAGCUGGGCCUGCUCAUUUUCUUUCUCUUCAUAGGGGUCAUCCUGUUCUCCAGUGCUGUGUACUUUGCCGAGGCGGAUGAGCCCGAGUCGCAGUUUGAGAGCAUCCCGGAUGCGUUUUGGUGGGCCGUGGUGUCCAUGACCACAGUUGGCUAUGGUGACAUGGUCCCAACUACAAUUGGUGGCAAGAUCGUGGGCUCCCUCUGUGCCAUUGCGGGUGUGCUGACCAUCGCCUUGCCAGUGCCUGUCAUUGUGUCCAACUUUAACUACUUCUAUCACCGUGAGACUGAAGGUGAAGAACAGGCUCAGUACCUGCAGGUCAAUGUGGCCAAAGCUGACUCAGCCGAGGAGCUGAAGAAGAGCCGGAGUGGCUCCACCAUCAGUAAAUCAGACUAUAUGGAGAUCCAAGAGGCUGUGAACAACAGCAACGAGGACUUUCAGGAGGAAAAUCUUAAGACUGCCAACUGCACACUGGCCAACACAAACUACGUAAACAUCACCAAGAUGCUCACAGACGUGUAGCUGUCUGGUUUUCUCCCCAUCAGAGGGGGACAUGUGGAACUGAGCAACCGAAUGGGAGAGAUGUACACCCUGCCACCUUAAGUGUGAUGGAAAAACAAGGCAAUAGAAUACAGAAUGUUGGUGAUGAUUUCAAAAAUGUCUUCACUCUUCAAAACUCAAACUUCAAUUUGUUGCAUGGAGUUGGCUUUGUCUGAGUGGCUGCUUAAAAAAAUGCCAUUACAUACAAAUGUUCUGCUCACAACAACAGGAGAAAAAAAGCGAAAAAAAUAACGCGUUUUAGAAAAUUUGCUGUCAAACAGGAAAAAGUUGUAACACAACACAAGUCCUGCUUUCGUUUCCCGUCCCAUCACCCCUCAUUUCUCAAGGCACAUGCUCUGACACGCACUUUCCGAAGAACCUGCCAUGCACUACAUACGCUGCUUCUUGGAGCCAAUGAAACAAAACUGUCUCAUGCGUUACCAUUUAGAGAUAAAAAAAAAGAUGUGUGAUUAUAAAGCAAGCCCACUCCAGCGCUGGUAUGGCCCAAGGGUGACUUGUGACAAAGUUGGUGGUUAAGUACACCGUUAUUUUAAGGAUGAAUGACAGCCAUCAGCUCUCAGCUUAUGGCUUGACAUCUUUUAUUCCCCCGUAGACAUCAGUAUCUGAUGAAUGACUGAGAAUGGCCUUGAAUUUUCACUGCUUUGGUUUUAUAUGUACUGUAUAUAUUGCAAUGCAAGCUUCCCCACCUUCAUUCACCCAAGCUGGUCUUACUGCAGAGCUUUGAGACGACUUGAAUGUUUCUUCUCAUUUUGUAUUUCACUGCUUCACAAAUAGAGUACUUAUCUGCAUAGAUAGGUAGCUUAACUGUGACUGAACUGAUAGCCAUUAGGUAGGCAGGUGGUGUAAUUAGAAAACAUAGUCAGUAGAUUACUGCAUGAUUUUUUUUAUCUCAAUGAGAAGGUCCACUUGUUUCUUAACUGCCACUCGCUUCACCCGGUCACUGUAUAUCUGUCUGCACACUGCCUUCUGUACAAAUCCACACUUUAAAAAAAGAAUGCCUGUGGGUAGUUGUUACAACUGCCUAAAGCUGUAAGUGUGGAGCUUAUUAGGAUUAAUCGUAAGGUUAAAAGGACGUGUAUCAAUAUUAACAUUCCAUGUAGAAGUCAUUGCCAUUUAACGUUUGCCAGACUGCUACAAACUGAGCUGUGAUUUGGGACGUCAACUCAAACUGUGUUUCUGGACUUUGAUURCAGCUGCAGAAGCGAUGUAUCUUUCACAGGUUCAUCAAAUAGCAUCCUUGUGAUCAAAAUAGCAGCCUUUAAGGAAUCGUGUAUAAAAAAAUCUUCCCUUUACCUGCCAUUUAUCUGGGUUUAAGCUAUUCUCCUAGUCUUGCAUGACCUUAAAAAGACACGUCUAGCAUGCGUUUAAGCUCAAAGAGGAAGCCUUUAAGACAGAAAAAAAAUGUUGCCGUAGGUAUAUUUAUUACUUAUAUAUGAACCAAUAUAAACUGUCAGAACACAUUUAGAGUACACAUAAGCUUUUAUCGGAGAAUUUAUAAACACAGAAGGGCGAUGUUUAAGAAUAAGCARAAGCUUUUCCGCAAUGUGCAGCUAAUUGUCCUUUUUUAAUAGUAAUAAUAAUUGUUCUGAGCACUGUUCUUCGGUUUUAGAGCCUGUUCAGAGUGCCAAAGACACUCUCACUUGCCAUUUUUAAAUUGUCUCAUUGUUUGGUGAGUUUUUUUAGAUAACUUGACACAUGCGCUGUAGCUGCAGACAUUUCCUUCACUUAAAUCAAGACUGCCCUAUAGAUAAAUAGCUGUUUAAAGCACCUCUAAGCUUUUACACAGAGAUGUUUAUUGACAUUACUUCAGUUGGAAUCUAAAUGGAGUCUAACUGUCCUCUGAAUGAGUCUCUGAUGCCAGAAGCGCAAAUGUGUCUUUAAAGGUUGGCACCAAAAGUGAAUUUGUUUCYGAGUCUAGGAUCAUAUCCAGCUACGACUUUCCAGUUCGCUCAACACUGCCAAGGUGACGCCAAAGGCAGUAACAUCAAUAAUGGGAGGCGAUAAUUAGCAGCAGCGUAGCAGAUACUGUCUGACCCAGCGAUUAUCCGACGCGUCUCAGUGUCUCUUACCUUUCUGCAUCUCCCUGCAGAUGUUCUGUAGGGUUAGAAAGGUGAUGGGUUGGAAGGAGGUGUGUAGCAAGAACCGCCUCAAUGAAUUCUGUGGUUGCAGGAUUUCCAUCUUUGUUGUUUCAUUUGGCUCGCUGCAUUCUGAACCUGCAGUAACAAAGUGUUUCAAUGCCAUCGCUGCCAGUUUGUGCUCAGGAUGCAUCAUCCAACUGCCUGACAUGAGGCUUCUUCAAUCGUCUCUGUCCAAAUUGGUUGAUUUUUAGAGAUUUUUACUUUUAUUUAAUUUUAUUUAUUAUUAUUAUUAUUUUUUAUUAUUAUUUUUAAUGUUUUGAAAGWAGUUUGAAGGCAAAAUGCAAUAUAAAAUGGUCAAUAACUUGAGGUAAGAUGAAAUUAGGUAGCUUUUUAGCAAUACCCACAUACUUUUUAGGUGAAAGAGUUCUUUGUGACAAAAUAUGCAUGUUAUUUAAAUCAAACUAAAAUCUCAUUGAUCAACCGUUGGGUACAUAUUUUGGUGUGUAGAUGCACAAUGAAGACUUGUGAUUAUCUUUGAUAAAUAAGAAAGCGACUGAAUGUCACUGUCAUAGCAYGGUCGAGCAGCUGCAUUAAUGCAAAAGCCAUUUGCAUAUUUGUAAAUGUGAGACAAACACAACUUAACAUGACCAAAAAAAAAACUGUUGUCUAUGCAUGCAAGUGCACCACAUCUAAUUGUCUUCAUUCUUUUUUUUUUUUUUUUUUUUUUGGUGGACAGAAGCAAUGAUACAUGUUAACGUUUUAACAUUUUUCUGUUGUGUUUGACAUGGUGCAUGUCACUGUACCUUUGCAAAAUUCAGAUGUAGCAACUCACACCGGAGAUCACAACAUUGUAGUUUAACGUCCACAAUUAUUUCUGUUUAAAGCACAAAAAGGAGCAGAAUCAUCCAAAUCAAAGUGUAACCAUGUAGUACGGUUUUAUGGAGAGGACCACGGUCUCUGAGAAUAAAAUCUGUCAACCACUGAGGGACCCGCCAGCAAAUCCGCUCCAUGAGAAGAGGUCCUGCUGUGAAAAUACAGGGAAAUCUAUGCAGAGAAUGAUGAUAAGCUGGAAAUUUAUGUGAGAAAAGGAGAUUUAGGUUAAAAUUUAUUUUAAUGGUUUGUCAGGCAUUCGUUCCAUUAUUUAAAAAGUUGUCAGGGUAUUUGAAAGGAACCUCUUGAGCACAAAAUAAAUUAAAAAAAAAUAAUGUGAAUAUUAGCUUUCUGAGAUUCAGGUUUCUUUGAAAUGCCAGGUCAGCUCUCUGUAACAAACCGCCUCUCUUACUUACGAGACACUAGAUGCAAUCUGUGUGGAAGUGUGUUCGAAAAACCGACGUUCUUUUUGUUUCUUUUGACCCUGGAGCCUGACAUUGUUGCGUCCACUGAAACAAUAUGUACAGCUCUUCACCUCACCCCUGUCCUCCUGUAUCAUUGAGGCCUAAAAACACACAACAGUGCUGAUGCAGUGGAYGGUGAAUUUUCUUUCUGUGAAAUGAAAUGUGGAGGAAUAAUGUACAUAAUCAUGAAAUGGACGAUGGAGAGGAAAAAAAGAUGUACUACAUACUGUAUGUGAAUUUUGAAUUUAAAACAUAGUAUUAUCUGCACUUUACAACAAAAAAGGACAAUCUAAAGAUGGGAUAACCAUGGGAAAUAAACAAAAAUACUUUUAAUCCUUCCAAAUGAUCAUAACCAUGAYAAAAAAUAAUAAUAAUGAAGCCAAUAGUUAUUCAAAUGAAA